This is a messenger RNA of Epithele typhae, 1401 nucleotides long. Its product is annotated as acid protease. The record is from RefSeq and is a predicted model, not a curated record. The transcript is spliced from 10 exons. NCBI's taxonomy places the organism in Eukaryota, Fungi, Basidiomycota, Agaricomycetes, Polyporales, Epitheliaceae. Bases 1 to 1401 code for a protein of 466 amino acids. Gene Ontology annotation, molecular function: aspartic-type endopeptidase activity. Gene Ontology annotation, biological process: proteolysis.
AUGUCUCGCUCAGCUUUCAACCCGCUCUCCGUCCUCGUCCUCUACGGCCUCGCCUCCUUCUGCAGCCCCAUCCGGGAGCCGGCCUCUGGGUUUCGCAUCCGCCUAGAAAGACGAGAAGUGAACGCCACGGAUGUAUUCGAGUCUUCGUAUGCCACGCGCGAGCGCGAGGCCACCCUCGUCAAAUACUCCAAUGCCGACCAGUUCCUCUCCGGCAUCGGCCUCCACCCCGACACCCACCCGGAGCGUAGCUACCCCGCCUUCACUCCCCCCAACUCCUCCGUCACCGUCCGGAACGCCCCGCUGCGCGGCAUGGAGUACACCUUGGACAAUCCAGACGCCAACAGCACCGAUCCCGAUCUCCUCCACCGCGCAUCCUCUCUCGACGGCGACAAGACGGAGCGGUUGGCGCUCCAGGACUUCGUCUCCGGUGGCCUCGACGUCGAGUACUACGGCCCGUUGGCGUUCGGCACCCCCGCACAGAUGCUCGACGUCGACAUCGACACCGGCUCCGCCGACCUCUGGGUGCCCUCGCGCUGCUCGCGCUGCACCAAUGGCGAGUUCCAGCCGAGCAGAGCACACCUACCGCGAGGCUCGGGCCGCGUCUCCGGCAUGUUCGCCCAGGACAAGGUCGCGGUCGGGUCGCUGAGCGUGCCGAACCAGGCGUUCUGCGCCGCGCGCCGCGUCUCGGACGACUUCGACGAGCAGCCCGCGAGCGGGCUCCUCGGGCUCGCCUUCGGGAGCAUCGCGACGGCGGGGCAGCCCACGUUCUUCGAGAACCUGCUCACCGAGAAAGCGCUCGCCGACAGCGUCUUCUCCGUCCACCUCGCCCGGGGCGAAGAAACGGGUCCGAGGUGCCUCUGCCUCGGGUGCUACGACACAUCCAAGGCCGAUGCCGCCGUGCAGUGGCACCCGCUCGUGUCCCGGACGUACUGGUCGAUCGCCAUGGACGGUAUCGUGGUGAACAAGAGGGGAAUGUCGCAUAACCUGACCGCGGUCGUUGACACUGGCACCUCGCUCAUUUACGUCCCUGACGAGAUUCCGGGCUCAGCGCCCGCGGUCGAGUACGGGCCAGGUAAGCCGCUCACCUUCGUUCUGUUGCCAGGCUUCUUCUCGUUCCCAUGCAACGCGUCCGUCUCCGUCGCGCUCAAGCUCGACGGCCACUCGUACACCAUCCACCCGUCCGACUUCAACCUCGGCGCCGUCAAAAACGCGUCUACUGAAUGCGUCGGGGGCAUCCUCGCGCUCGGCGACGGCUUUGCGCCGGACAUGGCGAUCGUGGGCGCCGAGUUCUUGAAGUCGUGGUACACGGUCUUCGACUACGCGGGCCGGGUGGGCUUCGCCCCAAGCAUCAACAACCUGCCAGCCCCCGCCGCGGUGACACACGCCGGACAGGAAAACUAG